AUGUUGCGGCUAACCCGCCGGGUCGUUGUGACACUUCGCGCGUCACAAAACUCGUGGGGCCCCUUCGGACUUUCUACCAAACAUAGAACAAGACCACACUCCAACUACAGCUUUGACACACAACCCUUUGUGCCUCAGGCGGCCCAGAAUCAGCUGUGA
Messenger RNA from Bipolaris oryzae ATCC 44560, 159 nucleotides. RefSeq lists its product as uncharacterized. The record is from RefSeq and is a predicted model, not a curated record. Lineage: Eukaryota; Fungi; Ascomycota; Dothideomycetes; Pleosporales; Pleosporaceae. The transcript has a single exon. Bases 1 to 159 code for a protein of 52 amino acids.